CGACAGCGGAUGUCAGGGGUGGAAAUCGGCGACAAAAAUCUCCCCUGUGCGGUUACUGGAAUAGUUAGCGAGUUAGCUAGCUAUAAUACCAUACGGCGGAUUUACAAAUAGUCAAAAUAGCAUUGCAUUUUUAAAUCCACAUGAAAAUAUCGUCUUUUAAAUGGGAGGCUAAUGGCUAUGAAUAUUGUUUUCGGUCUUGCUUGAAUCCCAUACAAGAAAAACAAGACCCUGUGGUUGCUAUGGAGAAGCUGCGGCUGUCAGGCCGGGGAAGGCCAGAGCCCCGGACUGGAGUUGUUGAGAGGAGCUUGUAGGGAGACAGUGGGGACUACCUACUAGAACGAAGAGCAGGGGAAAUGGGACUGUAGUGACACAUUGCCAGUGAGUAGACGACAAUGUUGGUGGUCUGAAAUAGAAAGAGAAAUCGUUCCUUCAAGAGAAAAUAAGUCCGUCGGCCCAAGGGGGAAAGGCUUGUUUUGACUACAUUUGUAAGGGAGUGAAGAGGAGAGAAAAAUGCCACCGAGACCGUCAUCGGGAGAACUGUGGGGCAUCCAUUUGAUGCCCCCGCGGAUUUUUGUUGACUGUCUUCUACCAAAUGGAAUGAUACUGACUCUGGAGUGCCUCCGUGAGGCCACGCUUAUCACCAUUAAACAUGAACUUUUCAAAGAAGCAAGGAAGUACCCUCUGCAUCACCUGCUACAAGAAGAGACCUCGUAUAUCUUUGUCAGUGUUACGCAGGAGGCGGAACGGGAGGAAUUCUACGAUGAAACAAGGAGACUUUGUGAUCUCAGGCUUUUCCAGCCCUUUCUUAAAGUCAUUGAACCUGUGGGGAACAGGGAAGAGAAAAUACUAAACCGGGAAAUUGGUUUUGCAAUUGGUAUGCCUGUGUGCGAGUUCGAUCUGGUCAAGGAUCCUGAAGUGCAGGACUUCAGAAGAAACAUCCUGAAUGUCUGUAAAGACUCUGUGGACCUCAGAGAUGCAAAUGGACCCCACAGUCGAGCAUUAUAUGUUUACCCACCCAACGUGGAGUCAUCACCUGAACUUCCAAAGCACAUCUACAGCAAACUUGACAAAGGUCAAAUAAUUGUGGUGAUCUGGGUUAUCGUCUCCCCUAACAAUGACAAACAGAAGUACACCCUCAAAAUCAACCACGACUGCGUCCCGGAGCAGGUGAUAGCGGAGGCUAUUCGGAAGAAGACCAGGAGCAUGCUGCUGUCCCCGGAGCAGCUAAAGAUGUGUGUGCAGGAGUACCAGGGCAAAUACAUUCUUAAAGUAUGCGGCUGCGACGAGUAUCUUCUGGAAAAGUACCCUCUGAGUCAGUACAAGUACGUGAGGAGUUGCAUCAUGCUGGGCCGCAUGCCAAACCUCAUGUUGAUGGCUAAGGAGAGUCUGUACUCUCAGCUGCCCAUGGACAACUUCACCAUGCCAUCCUAUGCGCGGCGCAUCUCCACUGCCACGCCGUACAUGAACGGUGAGGCCUCCACCAAGUCCUUAUGGACCAUCAAUGGCACUCUGAGGAUAAGGAUACUGUGUGCCACGUACGUCAAUGUAAACAUUCGGGACAUUGAUAAGAUAUAUGUGCGGACAGGCAUAUACCAUGGAGGGGAGCAGAUGUGUGACAAUGUGAACACACAGCGUGUGCCCUGCUCAAAUCCAAGGUGGAAUGAGUGGCUCAACUACGACAUGUACAUUCCUGAUAUCCCCCGUGCGGCUCGCCUCUGUCUGUCCAUCUGCUCAGUCAAGGGGAGGAAGGGGGCCAAAGAGGAGCACUGUCCACUGGCCUGGGGAAAUGUGAAUCUGUUUGACUACACCCACACCCUGGUCUCUGGGAAGAUGGCACUCAACCUGUGGCCUGUACCUCAUGGGCUGGAGGACCUGCUCAACCCCAUAGGGGUGACAGGCUCCAAUCCCAACAAGGAAACCCCAUGUUUGGAGCUGGAGUUUGAUUAUUUCAGCAGCCCAGUGAAGUUCCCAGACAUGGCAACAGUAGAGGACCAUGCUAAUUGGACCAUAUCCAGGGAGCUGGGCUUUAAUUACUGCCAUACUGGCCUGAGUAACAGACUGGCGCGAGACAACGCCCUGACAGACAGCGACAAUGAGCAGCUGCGUCUGGUGUGUAACAGAGACCCCCUUUCUGAGAUCACUGAGCAGGAGAAAGACUUCCUGUGGCGGCACAGACAUUAUUGUGUAAAUAUGCCAGAGAUUCUGCCCAAGAUUCUCCUUGCAGUGAAGUGGAACUCCAGAGAUGAAGUAGCACAGAUGUAUUGCCUUCUAAAGGACUGGCCAGCAAUAAAGCCAGAACAAGCCAUGGAGUUGCUGGAUUGCAACUACCCUGACCCAAUGAUCCGGGAUUUCGCUGUCCGGUGCCUUGAGAAGUAUUUGACAGAUGACAAACUCUCUCAGUAUCUCAUUCAGUUGGUCCAGGUCCUAAAGUAUGAGCAGUACCUUGACAACCCACUGGUGCGAUUUUUGCUGAAAAAGGCUUUAACUAACCAGAGGAUAGGACACUUCUUUUUUUGGCACUUAAAGUCUGAGAUGCACAACAAAACGGUCAGCCAGCGUUUUGGGCUGCUGCUGGAGUCGUACUGCCGGGCGUGUGGAAUGUACCUGAAGCACCUGAGCAGGCAGGUGGAGGCCAUGGAGAAGCUGAUCAACCUCACGGACAUCCUGAAGCAGGAGAAGAAAGAUGAGACGCAGAAGGUGCAAAUGAAGUUUCUUGUGGAGCAGAUGAGGAGGCCGGACUACAUGGAUGCCCUGCAGAACUUCACCUCUCCGCUCAACCCUGCACACCAGCUGGGGAACUUAAGGCUUGAAGAAUGCAGAAUCAUGUCUUCUGCCAAAAGGCCAUUGUGGCUUAAUUGGGAAAAUCCUGAUAUCAUGUCAGAGCUUCUCUUCCAGAACAAUGAGAUCAUUUUCAAGAAUGGAGAUGAUUUACGGCAAGACAUGCUGACUCUUCAGAUCAUUAGGAUCAUGGAAAACAUCUGGCAGAACCAGGGCCUUGACCUCAGAAUGCUUCCGUAUGGUUGUCUGUCGAUUGGUGACUGUGUGGGACUCAUUGAAGUGGUGAGGAACUCCCACACUAUCAUGCAAAUCCAGUGCAAAGGAGGCCUGAAGGGGGCGCUGCAGUUCAACAGCCACACGCUUCACCAGUGGCUCAAGGAUAAGAACAAGGGAGAGAUGUAUGAUCUAGCUAUUGAUUUGUUUACUCGGUCCUGCGCUGGGUACUGUGUGGCCACCUUCAUCCUGGGGAUUGGAGACAGACACAACAGUAACAUCAUGGUGAAGGAUGACGGGCAGCUGUUCCACAUUGAUUUUGGCCAUUUUCUUGAUCACAAGAAGAAGAAAUUUGGCUACAAACGGGAGAGAGUUCCGUUUGUUUUAACCCAAGAUUUCUUAAUUGUGAUAAGCAAAGGAACCCAGGAGUGCACUAAAACCCGAGAGUUUGAGCGGUUCCAGGAGAUGUGUUACAAGGCCUACCUGGCCAUCCGCCAGCAUGCCAACCUCUUCAUCAACCUCUUCUCCAUGAUGCUGGGUUCCGGCAUGCCCGAACUGCAGUCGUUUGAUGACAUUGCCUACAUUCGGAAGACCCUGGCGCUGGACAAGACGGAGCAGGAGGCACUGGACUAUUUUAUGAAGCAGAUGAACGACGCUCACCACGGUGGAUGGACGACAAAAAUGGACUGGAUCUUCCACACAAUCCGACAGCACGCUUUGAACUGAGGAAAGGAAACGCAAACCUCGCAAGCAGUGGGUGACAACACACUGACCUUGGAGCAC
Molecule: messenger RNA, 3774 nt
Organism: Megalops cyprinoides (Indo-Pacific tarpon)
Lineage: Eukaryota; Metazoa; Chordata; Actinopteri; Elopiformes; Megalopidae
Gene: pik3ca
Product: phosphatidylinositol-4,5-bisphosphate 3-kinase, catalytic subunit alpha
Exons: 22
Coding region: 511-3717 (1068 amino acids)
Biological process (GO): cell migration; phosphatidylinositol 3-kinase/protein kinase B signal transduction; phosphatidylinositol-mediated signaling
Cellular component (GO): cytoplasm; phosphatidylinositol 3-kinase complex, class IA; phosphatidylinositol 3-kinase complex, class IB
Molecular function (GO): 1-phosphatidylinositol-4-phosphate 3-kinase activity; 1-phosphatidylinositol-3-kinase activity
Source: RefSeq, a predicted model, not a curated record